AAUGCUCAGAGGUUGCUUGCACCUUCCAAAACCUCGUAACCUUUUCUGUUUGUUACAACUUUCUUUCUUCCUUCCUUCCCCACGUGCCGUAUGAAUGGUAUGGCAAGAGUUUGAGACUGGUUGUUUUAUCUGAUUAUUCUCUCUACUUGCCACUUCCUACUUCCUUGGGAUUGUUGAGUACGAGUUUUCAAAGGAGUUCCUUCUUAUAACAACUUUGAGGAAAGAGCAAUCGUCGACUUCGUGUCAGCCCUGGUGGUCGAAAUAUCAAGGGAUCUACACUCGCCUGCCCCCCCCUUGUUCAAGUUGCACUUGCAUAAGGUCUUGAAAUCGAUUUAACCAGAGGGCUUUCUUCCCUUUUGUUGUCGGCCACUCACUCACCCACUCUCCCUCAACCUCAUCUCAUCAACUCAACACCAACUGUCCUUCGUUUCCACAACCAUCCACACAACACUACGACACAACAACCAACAUGAAACCAUCAACCCUCCUCACCCUAACGGCCACAGCCGCCUCUACCACCUCCGCCUUCACCCUUCCCUUCAAGUUCCGGCGGGACACCGUCUCAACCGAUGCCUCCAACAACCCCAACCGCCGGCUCCUCCACAGCCCACCCACCAACACAGUUGGCAUCGCCGGCGGCCACAUCAAGGCCACCUCCGGCAUUAAUAACAGACCGCCAUCUCUCCGCGCAGGCGCCUAUCUCCCCUACCACCCGCCGGCCUCGACCCCCGACCAACCAACCCAGAACCAAGACAUGAUCCAAUCCGUCACCGGCACCGUCGUGAUCCCCUCCAUCAACAUGCCCGUAUCGGGUCCUACAGCCGGCAACAGCGCAGGGGAGUACUCGGCUUCGAUAUGGGUUGGCAUCGACGGGGCUUCGGCCACGGAUAACUUCAUUACCAGUAUCCCGAACUGCAACCCUUUGAGUCAAUCCCUUCGGGCGGGGGUCGACAUCUUCUGGGAUGGCACCCUAGGCGGUCAACAAACCCCGUACGUCUGGACGCAGUGGUAUCCUGCCGAGCACGCCAAGGGGUUUCUGGAUUUCAAGGCUUCUCCCGGUGACGAGCUGCGGUUUACCGUUUCCACGGGACCGCACGGGAACUCCGGCGGCUCGGUGAUGGUAGAGAACUUCGGACCCCCGCAGAGCCCAAAGGGCGUGGAUGGCAAAGUGAAAAUCCCCAUCGCCACGGGUAGUUUGAUCUGGAAGGAUAUGCCCGGUCUGUGCAGCGCGCAGGGAAGUUGGAUUAUUGAAGAUUUUCCGCUGCAGGAGAGGCCGGAGCUGCCGAGUGCUCUGGGGAAUUUCACGGAUGUGAGGUUUGGGGAGAUGGGUGUUGCGACGUGGUUGGGAGGGAAUUUCACGGGGGAGGAGGUGUUGGGGAAGGACAAGUUGAAGAUGUUGGAGAUUUAUGAUCAGGGACAGGGAGGGACGCUGGCGAAGUGUAAGACGGAGGGGGGGGGAGAGAAGGGGGGCGUGGUUUGUAGGAGGGUUGUUGAGGCUUGAGUGCUUGAAGGUCUACCUAUUCUUGAGCAAGGCGUGGUUAAACGGAGGUAAUGAAUGGAUUUGAUAGAGAGGACGGGAGUUAGAGGGUUCUGUGCUGGGGAUGGAUCAAUGGCAUAAUGAGGAGGAUAACUUAAUGUUAAUGAGUAGCAGACGUAUUAGUAAGAGAGCCGAAACUGGUUUAAUCGAUCGAA
This is a messenger RNA of Neurospora tetraspora, 1692 nucleotides long. Its product is annotated as concanavalin A-like lectin/glucanase domain-containing protein. Lineage: Eukaryota; Fungi; Ascomycota; Sordariomycetes; Sordariales; Sordariaceae. Gene Ontology annotation, molecular function: glutamic-type endopeptidase activity. The transcript has a single exon. The coding region runs from base 470 to 1501 and encodes 343 amino acids. Gene Ontology annotation, biological process: proteolysis. The record is from RefSeq and is a predicted model, not a curated record.